UUUGCUAGUCUAUAACUCCGUCGGAUAGCCAAACUAUCCUUGCGAGUAUGUAUACAUAAAUGUGAACUUUAGAAGCACACUAGCAUACACACAUUGGAACCAGUCGGGCCAAGACGGGACGUAAAAAACCAAGGAAGCAUAAAAACACAAGGACUUUGUAUAAACCAAGGAAGCAUAAAAACACAAAGACAACUUCUUUGCCAUAAAAAUAAACCAAAUGUUUCUUUUUUAAAUUAAAUGCACUCUCGUCAAACCUUGUUCUCCCAAUAAGGCUAAAACAGCAAAAAUUGUAUAUUAUUUUACAAAUACUUGUAUACAAAUUUAUUGAGGUAUGUUUGUUGACCUGAAAAAGUUGGUAAAUGGUUGUUUAAGAUAUAACCUGAAGAGUUGGUAAAUUAAGGAUGUACAUUAUGUACAUUUACAAAUUUUUUGUAAAUGAGUUCUUGUUAUCUAGUCUGCUAGACUCUUUCUGAUAGACUAUUUCUCGUGCGCGCAUGUUUCUGCUAUAUAUCAGAAACAUUUUUGUGUACCCAAUGAUUAUUCCAAGGAAUUGUGAUGUUUCUUGGCGUUUUAAAGAAAUUUGAUACUCAGCGCAUAAACUUGUGUGGUAAUGCUUUCUUUGUUCCUUUUUUUAGCGUGAGCUUAUGAGAACUUACAGUAAUCAAACCCAACAAGCUCAUCAGGUCUGUGCGGUUGGCCAUACUUCAGCACAUCAAGUGGACCACUGUCGACAAACGUGCUGCCAUACCGGAUAUCACUAUGGAAACACUCGAGAGUUUUGUGCGGAUGUUUCAGUCCAAACUUUACAUCGAGAGUCUUAUCCAAGGCAAUGUGACGUCAGAGGAGGCCAUUGCCUUACAAGAAGUCAUUUACAGGAAAUUUCAGAUGAUUCCUCUCAGCUUUCUCCCCGAGGUACCUGGUGUUCUGAUUAAUUUCUUUAGUUUUUGAUACUCCUGUCACAACCCUUCAUAGCCCCCUAACCUAACCAAAACCAUACAUCACAUCCCUUUUUUCCCCAACCAAAUCCUCCAUUAUUCACCGAUUAACACGGUGUAUUUUCUGGUGUUGUGCAGAUCCGAGUUGUCCAGUUGCUUGUUACAUGGUGUUAUUAUACAAGUGCUAGAAAAUACACCGUGUUAAUCGGUGCAUUUUUUGGUGUUGUGCAGAUCCGAGUUGUCCAGUUGCUUUUUACAUGGUGUUAUUAUACAAGUGCUAGAAAAUACCUUUGUUACACCGUGUUAAUCGGCGCAUUUUGUGGUGUUGUGCAGAUCCGAGUUAUCCAGUUGCUUGUUACAUGGUGUUAUUAUUCGAGUGCUAGAAAAUAUCGGAUCAGUUCACCGUCCUGGGCCAUCGUGGAGGAUUUUAAAAAAUCGUGAACGAUUUCGAAAUCGUUCAGUGUUGCUUUUAGGACUGGUCGAUUUAGGCGGUGUCAUUCCAGUUGAACAAGUGUGUUUUCUUUGACACGUUAGUACAGCCCCCUGUGACCUGGUGUGAUCAGUGUUCAAGGUUAUAGAUGAUAUUUGAGAAAACGUGUUAAUGCUUUAUGGAAAUAUAUUCACUGAAACUCUAAAUGCAAAUAUUGGCACUGUUCAGUCCGGUCACUAUCCACCAUUAAUUGUGGAUGGUGACCGGCCUUUUCGAAAUUUGUCUUUUUCAGAUCUCAGAGCCGAAGAGAGGACCUCGUCGACUCACUCGAUUGCCUCGGAAGGCAGACCUCAAUCACGAGACAAUACGUCAUAAUAAGGAUCUGAUUUUUAAAGAUUAUUUUAUUAUGUAUACUUAUUUGAUAAUAAAACAGUGUUAGUGUGA
This is a messenger RNA of Nematostella vectensis (starlet sea anemone), 1809 nucleotides long. RefSeq lists its product as uncharacterized. NCBI's taxonomy places the organism in Eukaryota, Metazoa, Cnidaria, Anthozoa, Actiniaria, Edwardsiidae. Bases 645 to 932 code for a protein of 95 amino acids. The record is from RefSeq and is a predicted model, not a curated record. The transcript has 4 exons.